Molecule: messenger RNA, 1041 nt
Organism: Rhododendron vialii
Lineage: Eukaryota; Viridiplantae; Streptophyta; Magnoliopsida; Ericales; Ericaceae
Product: receptor-like protein EIX1
Exons: 4
Coding region: 1-1041 (346 amino acids)
Molecular function (GO): protein binding
Source: RefSeq, a predicted model, not a curated record
AUGGUGAACAAGAUUGUACCAUUCCAAGGACUCUCCACCCUCCUCCUGGGUAGGGGUGGUAAACGAGCCAAACGAGCCAACCUUCUCUUGUUCUUAAUUUUGCUUACGGAGAUGAUCAUCACAGGCAAAGGCUCUAUUCAACUUGUCCAUGUUUUUCUUCUUGUGGUUUUACCAUACUUGAACCUUGCUCUUGCACUCUCCUCCUCAGGAGUUGGAGAUGCAGAAAUAAUCAGGUGCAUAGAGAAGGAGAGACAAGCUCUCCUCAAGUUUAAAGAAGCUCUCAUCGAUGAUUAUGGUUCUCUCUCUUCUUGGGGGACUAAUAACGAAGAAGAUCUAAAUGACUGUUGCAAAUGGGAAGGGGUCCACUGCAACAACCACAAUAAUACUACGAGUCACGUCACCAUGCUCGAAUUACACUAUUUGAGAGGUAAGAUUAGCCCUUCAUUGCUUGAAUUACACCAUUUGAGGUACUUGGACCUUAGUGGGAAUCUUUUCUCAGAAAACCGUAUCCCAAAGUUCAUUGGAUCCCUCCGCAGAUUACAAUACCUCAAUCUUGCGAAUGCUGGUUUUUAUGGCGCAAUUCCUCAGCAGUUCAAGAACCUUUCCAACUUGAGGCAUCUUGAUCUCAGUUUCAAUGAUAUGCUGAGUAGUGAAAACCUUGAGUGGCUUUCUCAUCUUUCUUUACUAAGUCACCUUGACCUUUCUAUGGUUUCACUCAGUAAAGCAACUGGUUGGGCUCAAUCCAUCAGUGAUCUCCCUAUCCUCAACGAGUUCCUAUCUUCUUUGAUAUUCAACUGGUUGUUCAACUUCAGUAGAAGCCUUGCUUAUAUUGACCUCGGAGAUAACGAGUUAAAAGGUUCGAUUCCAGAUGCCUUCGGAGACAUAGUUUCCCUCACAAACCUCAGACUGAGUGGCAAUCAACUUGAAGGUGGCCUUCCGAAAUCCUUUGUUAAUUCAAGUCAUCUACAAUCUUUGGAUCUGUCAGAUAAUAAUCUAACGGAAGAGCUUCACGAGUUUCUGCAAAAGUUGUCCGUUGCCUGA